This is a messenger RNA of Nanorana parkeri, 781 nucleotides long. RefSeq names its product leucine rich repeat containing 18 (gene LRRC18). The record is from RefSeq and is a predicted model, not a curated record. Gene Ontology annotation, molecular function: protein binding. The transcript has a single exon. NCBI's taxonomy places the organism in Eukaryota, Metazoa, Chordata, Amphibia, Anura, Dicroglossidae. The coding region runs from base 5 to 772 and encodes 255 amino acids.
GACAAUGGCAAAAGGGAAACGUGCCCCCAAGGGGAAAAAAAUAACCCUUAAAGUUGCUAAGAACUCUAUUCGGAUUACAUUUGAUGGCAGGCGAAGGCUGGAUCUAUCUAAGAUGGGAAUUGCUGUCAUUCCUAAAUGCUUGUUAAAGCUCUGUGAUGUGGAAGAGCUGGAUCUUAGUCGAAAUGUAAUACAGAAAGUGCCUGAUUGGAUACAACGCUUUCAAAAUCUUCGCUUGUUGGACCUGCAUAGCAAUCAGAUUGAGAAACUUCCUGAAUCUAUAGGCCAGCUUCAAAAUCUUCUUCAUCUCAAUGUUAGCAACAACAAACUCACAGCAAAAGGUGUCCCUAUGGAGCUGAGCCAGCUGAAGAAUCUUCGACAACUUAAUUUUGGUCUUAAUGCUAUUGAUGUUCUUCCAACUACAAUAGGUGCCCUUAAAGAACUGAAAGAGGUAGGUCUCUUUGAUAACAAUCUUACUACAGUGCCUCCCAGCAUCCUUAAAUUGCCUAAAUUAAAGAAACUGAAUACCAAGAGAAAUCCUAUAUUGCUAAAAAAAGAACUGGAGGCAGAACAACAGGAGGCCAUCCAACGUGUUGAAAAUCUUUACCUUGUAAGCGAGAAGAAUUUGUGCAGUCCCUGUGUCACUAAGUGUCAAGCCGAAAGAAGCAUGCUGAAUAAGCUAAAGAAUAUUGUGACUCCUUUAGUAAAGAAACCUCUCUUCGCUAACCUGGUGACCCCAAAUUCAAUAGCCAAAGAAAUCCAAGCAAAGGAUUAAAAAAUAUUG